GACUAUUUACCAUGAUCUACUUUUGCUAGAAAACCAAAUACCUUGGUUUGUACUUGAGCUCUUGUUUGACAUGACUAGAAGCUCCGAAAGCAAAAUGACUUUGGUUGAACUUGCUAUCACAUUCAUCCGCUCCGCAUUCUCAUCAGAUGAUAAACAUCUGAUGAGAAUGAGCUUCUUGACAGCAGCUCAAGGAUCGUUCAUAUCAUUGAUCUUACGAUCUGGGAUUUUUAGUAACUGGUUGAACAAUAAGGAGGCGGUUGACCUCUUAAACAGACUUCGCAGUGGGUAUCAAAUGGAUAAGUUCUAUUAUGCUGAUCUUUGCGAGGAAAUAGACAGUUAUUGCCGGAAAUGUUCGCGACAAUGGCGAGUUUCUUUCAUCGACAACUAUUUGACGAAGCCAUGGGCUAUCGUGUCUGUAAUUUUUACCGCCAUCGUCUUGGUUUUCACCAUCAUGCAGGUCUUCUAUAAGUAGGAGAGUCUAGUUUUUAGAUUUGUCAAGGUAUUGCCUGGAUAUUGCUCUAAUAUGUUCCUCUUCUUUUGCUUGUACUCUUUCGAUUGAUGUUGUAUCUUUUGCUCUGUUGCUUCAAUAAAAUAUCAUUUUUGAA
Molecule: messenger RNA, 605 nt
Organism: Rubroshorea leprosula
Lineage: Eukaryota; Viridiplantae; Streptophyta; Magnoliopsida; Malvales; Dipterocarpaceae
Source: the annotation of a GenBank genome assembly